AUGGAUGAAUUCCAGGAUCAGUUUGCGGAAUUACAAAAAGAGAUAAAAGCUCUUCGUGGGAAAGAACUGUUUGGCAGAGAUGUAAAUGAUAUGUGUUUGGUUCCAGACGUAAGGAUGCCAGCAAAAUUUAAACUACCAGAAUUUGAAAAGUACAAAGGAAGUUCUUGUCCACAGACCCAUUUGGUUAUGUACGUGCGAAAGAUGUCAAUGUACACCAAUGACCAAAGGAUGCUCAUUCAUUGUUUUCAAGACAGCCUUACCGGUGCAGCUUUACGCUGGUAUAUGGGAUUAGACAGUUCUCAGAUCAAGACUUUCAACGAUUUAGGCGGGGCCUUUAUCAAACAUUACAAAUACAACCUUGAUAAUGUGCCAGACCGAGAUCAGUUGAGGUCCAUGCAACAGAGAGAAAAGGAGACAUUCCGUAAAUACGCGCAAAGGUGGCGCGAAAUUGCAGCACAGGUUGUUCCACCUAUGGAAGAAAAGGAGAUGACGAAAGUGUUCUUAAAGACUCUUGAUACUUUUUAUUACGAGAGGAUGAUUGCAAGCGCUCCUACAGACUUUACUGACAUGGUAAACAUGGGAGUCCGUUUAGAGGAAGCAGUUCGAGAAGGGCGUCUAGUCAGAGAAGGAAGUUCAUCUUCAAGCGGGGCAAAGAGGUACGGCGGUUUUAUGAAAAAGACGGAACAAGAAACUAAUGUUGUGUCCUAUAAUCAUCCAAGAAGAUCAAUUAUCCUUACCAUUCCCAACACCAACAUAUAG
Lathyrus oleraceus (garden pea) is the source of this 759-nucleotide messenger RNA. RefSeq lists its product as uncharacterized. The transcript has a single exon. Bases 1 to 759 code for a protein of 252 amino acids. The record is from RefSeq and is a predicted model, not a curated record. NCBI's taxonomy places the organism in Eukaryota, Viridiplantae, Streptophyta, Magnoliopsida, Fabales, Fabaceae.